This is a messenger RNA of Suillus subaureus, 207 nucleotides long. RefSeq lists its product as uncharacterized. The annotation marks the transcript as partial. Lineage: Eukaryota; Fungi; Basidiomycota; Agaricomycetes; Boletales; Suillaceae. The transcript has a single exon. The record is from RefSeq and is a predicted model, not a curated record.
CUGCCCUCUGUACCUUCGGACAUCCUGCCCUCUGUACCUUCGGACAUCCUGCCCUCUGUACCUUCGGACAUCCUGCCCUCUGUACCUUCGGACAUCCUGCCCUCUGUACCUUCGGACAUCCUGCCCUCUGUACCUUCGGACAUCCUGCCCUCUGUACCUUCGGACAUCCUGCCCUCUGUACCUUCGGACAUCCUGCCCUCUGUACCU